CACGUGCGGCAGCGGUGGCCCCAGAUGCGGGAGGAUGAGUUCCCAGAGGGGGAACGUGGCGCGCUCGCGGCCCCAGAGACAUCAGAACUCGCGAGUCUUCAAAAAUGACAAGUAUGACACAAGCGCCCAGCGUAAGAUGCAGACCAAAGUCUUUGAAUGAUUUCUGAACUUUGUGAGCGGCUCUGGCCUACUUAAGUCGCAUAAAACCAUGCAAGAGUCACAGAAAAUUAAUGCAAAGCUUCAUGAUGGAGUGUGUCAGCACUGUAAGGAGGUCUUGGAGUGGCGUGUAAAAUUCAGCAAAUACAAACCACUAUCAAAACCGAAGAAAUGCGUGAAGUGCCUCCAAAAGACUGUAAAGGAUUCUUACCAUAUUAUUUGCAGAUCCUGUGCUUGUGAAUUAGAAGUGUGUGCUAAAUGUGGAAAGAAAGAAGAAAUUGUAGUUCCGAUCAGUAAAGGACCAGAGAAGACGGAGAAUGAGACUACUGGAAAUUGCCAAAGAACGCUCAGUAGAAGAGAUGAGUCAGAGGAAAGAGAUGAACUGGAUUUUGAUAUUGACUUAGAUGGCAUGGAUGAUAAGAAUCCUGACAUGCUCGAGGAACACUUCAAAAAUAUGAAGUUUGAAAGGACAGAAGUCUGAAACUGUUCCUGUAGAAUCUUAUAUGAAAGGCUAAAGUUCUAGUCAGGAGACUGUACAACUGAAGAAAAAAGUCAAAGUGAUACCUACCUAGUAUUUCCACUAUGACAGUUCAGUCUGAUAUUUGAGUGCUUGACACACUGCUAAUAUAAAUGUUCCAUUUUAUAUUUGAAUUUUAUCACAAAUCUUUAUGCAAGAGUGGGAUUCCGCAAGAAAAAAUUAUGUCAAUUUCUGGUAUACAGGGAGUUAUGGAGCCUUUCCACUUCCAGGUCACUGGUUUUAAAAAUCAUCCUGAUCGGAAAUGUCUGUCGUCAUGUGGUGACUAUUCUGUUGUUUGUGCAAAGUGAGUUACAGAUCUCAGGCCAAAGUAUUAUGGACAAAUGGCCCUAGCACAGGAAGGAAAGGUAAACUGUCAAAAAUAGUGCUAAUGAAUGAGUCUAGAGACUAAGCUACUUUCUUAGUCAUGUUUUAAUAUGCUCCAGAACAGGGUUCUGUGGAGUACUACCACUACCCCCACACUUGCUGCUCAUCUCUUGUGCGUAAAUAGAGGAUCUGUAUGCUGUUAGGGUACCUCUCAUAAGCAAUAGUACUUCAACUGAAGUCAUGUCAUUAACAUUUAAAAUGUUAAGUGACAAGUUUGUAUCUUUAGAAGAUUAUUGGUGUGUAAAGACCACAGGCCUAUUGUUUUUGGUUAGUGUAUAGUUUCACACAACUGAUUUUUCCUUUGAGCUGUAUUUCUAAUUCAGUUUGCGUUAUGAUUUGAGAAAUAAAUAAAUAGUGUCCUCUAGUGACAGUCACAUAUAACUGCAUUUAUUUUUCAGCUGCACUGUUGCCAGGUUUGAACUCUAGUCUAGUUCACGCGUGUGUUUUUGUAGGAACAGCCUUUCUGAAAUUAAAGCAAAUCAGUUUUCUACAUUAUGGAGAAAUAACUAUAAAAUAUGGACUAGAACAUCUGAAUGGGGAAUGCUUAACUAAAUUAAUUGGACUAGAAUAACCUUUUUAUUACUUGAAUUCAGUAGCACCUCUUGGUUUUGUGCUUUGCACCCUGAAAUACUGCUGGAAUUAGCAAGUGUUUCAUCUGCUAUGGCAAUAGAUUCCAAGGCCAGAAGGGACAAAGUAUUAACCAAAAUUUUUACACUAGAGAGCAUUUAAAUUAACCACAUAUGGCUCAUUAUAGAAUUGCCCAGUUCUAAGGGACCUUGCUCAGUGUACACAACUGACCUACCAAACAAAGUGCCAUCCCAGAUGCCCUGUCCUAUUAUAGUAGCAGUGAGCCAGAGGUUGAACUUCCUCACACCCCACUUGGAAAGUUAGGAGGUGGAGCCCAAAGCGUGUGUGGUUUUUUUAGCCCACGUAAGGCAAUAAGGGCUGGCUCCCAGUAGGUGGGAACUGCUACACCAUGGAUUUUUUUAAUCCAAGCAAUUGCCAUAGAAUCUAAAUUGUAAAAGAAAUUGCAUGCAGGCUGCCAGGGAGUGUUGAGCAUAGAAAGGGCAAAAAAUGAGGAAUAAAGAGCAGCAGUAUUCAGAACCAACCUGUUCUGUGUGGCCAACCACAUUAUAUUGUAUGGAAACAUUUCCCAGCCUUGUAGAAGGUUCUCUUCCCUAACUUGAAGAUUCUGUUUAAACAAUAGUUUAAAUUUGCAUUUAAACACAAGUAAGAGAGGAAGUAGUAGUAUAAAGAGGGAAAUGCUUUUAAAAGCUCCGAGUGCUUUGGAGACUGCAUUGUCCUCCUCAGUAGGGAAGUGAGACUUACUGGAUUGGAUAGUAACUUCUGCCGAGCUAGUCAGUGUGGCCAUGACACCUUCUGGUGGGGGGGUUUGGGGGGGGGCAGAAAUGAGAAGACAGAGUAAAAGCAGGUAUUUUAGUUGGCUCUAUAAACAGAAAGUAGAUAGUCCCUCCAUACCUGUGCUGGAAUCAGAAGACAGGAUACUGGACACUAAAGCAUAUAGUGUGGGGUGUUGGUAAGGAGAAGGUUAUUGUAGUUCUUACCCAGUUUUGAUGCAGAAACUAAUUGCAAAACUUGUAAUUUUUAAAUUGGAGAAGGAGAUGAGCUUUUUUGUUAUACAUGGAACUCCACACUGGAUUCCCAAAAAAUGUUUUGAGGAAAGUAGGAGAAUUGCAUGGAAAAGGAGAAAAGUUGGGAGAGGCAUAAAAAGUCUUCUAUGCAAGGAGAGGUUGAAAGGAUUAGGGGAUGAUAGAUAUCCCAGUGCAAAAAUGACAAGGGGCUUGGAGAAGGUAAAAUAGGUGCUCCUUCAUAACACAAGUCUGACAGUCCCAGGCAAAAUAAUGGAAUGGCUCAUGUGGCACUGUUAAAGAAGGGUAAUAUAAUUAAUGUCAAUCAACAUGGGUUUGUGGGAAAUAGUUCUUGUAAUCUCAUGCAAAAAAGAGAGAGAGGAUUCAAAGAAAAGCCAGGAGAAUGAUUAAAGGAUUGGAAGAUAUGCUCUCUCAUGAGUGAGCUCCUUGAGUCUAUUUAGCUUGUCAUUCCCAUAACUGUUUGCUAAGAUCCCUAUAAAGGUACUUAUAGAGUGAACAGAAUUUUGAUGAAGGGUCUUCAAACUAUCAGAGAUAAUAUAGUCCAGGGGCUGGAAGUUGAAGCUAGACAGACAAAUUUUAGACUGGAAAUAAGGUGCAGAAUUUUAACAGUAAGGGUAAUUAACCAUUGCAGCAACUUGCAAAGGGUUGUGAUGGAUUCUCCAUCACUCAGAAGUCUUAAAAUCAAGUCUGUUGAAGAUGUGCUUAUCUGAAUCAUACCUAUUGAACUUGAAGCAGGAAACUCCUAUGGCCUGUGUUGUGCAGGAGGAGAGACUAGGCUAUCAUUUCUGGUUUUAAAGUCUGAUACUAGCCACUCAGAAUAAAAGACUAGAUGAAUGUCUGGUCUGUUCCACUAAGAUAGUUCCUGUCUUACCUAGUAUUCCUGCAAAUAUGCAUAUACUGUUUCUCGAUGGUUUUAUAUAGGUAUGUACGGGGGUUUAAACUUUGCCUUGACCACAGAGGAAAUACUUUGAUGCUGGACAAUUUUUUUAUUGCACUUUGCACAAGCACCACUGUUAACAAUCACAAGACUGAUUGCCUCGUGCAAAAGAUCACUUGGGGCCUUAUCCUGAGUUGUGCUGAGUUCAGGAGCCAGGCUCAUUUGAUGGUGAGCAUCAGGUUUGGAUAAAGUAGUGUGAGAAUUAAUCAUACACUCUGACUUCAUAACUCCAGCUGCUGGAGUUAUGAAGAUUCCCUGUAGUUAAUUUGUCUGCAAUAAAAAAACAUGUUUUUAAA
Chelonia mydas (Green sea turtle) is the source of this 3900-nucleotide messenger RNA. RefSeq names its product chromosome 5 C9orf85 homolog (gene C5H9orf85). Bases 209 to 637 code for a protein of 142 amino acids. The transcript has 5 exons. The record is from RefSeq and is a predicted model, not a curated record. Lineage: Eukaryota; Metazoa; Chordata; Testudines; Cheloniidae.